GGAGGCUCUCGACCAUUUUUUAUUCUGCACACUCAUGAUAUUCAUAAUCGAUUUUACCCCAUCGAGGAGGAAAUACAGAGCUUUCAAACUGAAAUAAUAAUAAUAAUAGAUAUUAUAUUUAUUAAUAAUAAUAAUAAUAAUAAUAAUAAAGGGGAGGAGGAGAAGUUGUUUUGGAGUCACUGAGCUUAUUUCCAGGGAAAAGAGGCUUUAUGAGGAUGUUCUGAAGAAGAAAAAUGCCACUUUGACUCAUCCUGAAUCAUACAGCAGAAGGUGGAAAUCGUAUACCUAGGAUGUUUGCCAGCUGUAAUAAAACCAAGCUCCUUGGAGUGAUGAUGAUGGUCAACUUCCUGAUUUACAUUCUGGUGGAGGUGACACGGAGUUAUGGCAAAUGGGACCCCACGAAGCCCCAUGUAACAUCUGAGCGAUUCUGGAAUAAGCUUGAAUUCAGCAAGGCCUAUUGGAACCGCAAACAGCAGCGUCUUGACUAUGUUCACAACCCGCUAAUUGUUCCUAACCCUACUGGCGUCGUCAGCACGUCUCUCCCAGGGGUCACGCAACCAUCCAACCAUUCGAACGACACAACCAAGAUGGCGCGUUGCAAACCGGACUUUACAAUAACCACUCAGAUUAAGGAUUACAGUUCUCUGCCUCAGCGUUUCAAAGAUUUCCUGUUGUAUAUGCAGUGUAGGUCAUACCCAAUGCUAAUCGAUGCCCCAGAUGUGUGUUCGAAAGCACCUUUCUUGCUGCUUGCUGUGAAAUCCCUGACUCCUCAUUUUGACCGGCGCCAGGCUAUCCGGGAGUCCUGGGGCCGCGCAGGGAUCCUUGCCAACCACACUGUGGUCACCGUCUUCCUCUUGGGCAAGACAGCAGAAAGUGAUUACUUCCCGAAUGUUACAGAGAUGCUUCGUUUUGAGGCGUCGCUGCAUGGCGACCUGCUUCAGUGGGACUAUCGUGACACGUUCUUUAACCUCACGUUGAAGGAAGUGCUGUUCCUUGACUGGCUGGUUGAGCGCUGCCCGUCAGCCCGCUACAUCUUCAAGGGUGACGACGACGUCUUUGUGAACACCCAAAGCAUCCUGAAUUUCCUCAGUGGACUCUCAGAGACCAAGGCGCGAGAUUUAUUUGUUGGGGACGUGAUCAGUAAUGCCGGGCCGCACCGGGACAAGAACCUGAAGUACUACAUCCCAGAGAACAUCUUUGUUGGAGGUUAUCCACCGUAUGCAGGUGGCGGAGGUUACCUGUACUCUGCUAAUGUAGGGAUCCGGUUGAGAAACAUCUCUCAGGAAGUCACGCUCUUUCCCAUUGAUGACGUCUACACCGGUAUGUGCCUGCAGAAACUCGGCCUGGUGCCGGAGAAGCACCACGGAUUUCGGACUUUUAACAUACUGGAAAAAGACAGGGAGAAUGCCUGCAUCUAUAAAAGUUUAAUGCUGGUGCAUCCCAGGAGUCCGCAGGAGAUGAUUAAAAUCUGGACUUGGAUUAGCAACCCUGGGCUGAACUGCCAGUGAGAUCUGACUGUGGUCCAGUCGUGGUGAAGUUCCAUGGCUGAACUUCAGAUGAGUGCAGGAUACAAUUGUUAAUAUAUUAUUGUCUUAUCUGUUUGAAACUUAAGUGAAGGUGUUAGCUAGCUAGUAGCGGUGCACUUCAGCCUUAAAGCUUCAACCUGUGCAGCAAAUAUUUUGUUUCACCCAUGUUUUAACACAAUGCUAUUUUUUUUAUUUUAAUGUCUUUUUAAAAUAUUUUAAUAUAUUUUACAAUAAGUUUACAAACCUAAACAUUUACACUUACAGAUUUAUUUCCCUGCAUUUCAGGGUUCACUUAUUUUUAUUUUUUUAAAUACGCGAUAAAAUAUCAAACUAAUUUUAAAAGGUUUAUUUUUAAAUAAACGUUUUGCUGUUUUAUUGGAAAUCCUGCAUAUCCUGAAGCAUCUUAAAGGGGACACGUCGUACUAUUCCAUGAGAUGCUUCUGUUAAAAAAUUGGAAAAACGCCGCUUUAGCAUGCUAAGAAAACUUACAGGAUAAGAGAGCCUGAUUUUGAGGGUGUGCCUUUAAAUUUAAAAAUGUAAAUAGCUUUGCUCUGAUUGGCUAACAAUCUAUGCAUAUGGAUGAGAGGGAGUGAGAGUGUGUGGUGAAUGUUCGCCAGUCAGGGCAAGCAGGUCCUUGUCAACUCUAUCGUUAAAUUGGGCAAUCCGUUAACAGAACUGACGGUAACAGAGUUGACAUUUUUCACCGUUUUGUGCCUUAACUCCACAUGCUGACCUCAAACUAUCUCCCACACGGCAUGUCUAAAAACAGAAUUUUAUGGAUUUUAAUCCUAUUAUUGUUUUUUUUUUUUUUAAAGCCUGAGGGAUUCACCCCAAUAUCACAGUAACAGUUGACGAAUAAUGAAUCUCCUGUUAGUGUAAAAUCCUCAGUUUUUUGUUCAGAUUAAUCAGAGAAGAAACAGAACGCACCUCACUGCCUUUCUGAAGUUUUCUGCCAGAGGAAGUGACCUCACUCGGUGCAGGCGUCAUGCGCAUUAUUGUUAAAAGUCUUUGUGGAUUUGAUGCGGUUUUAUAACAGAAUUGACAAGAACAUUGGGACGGACGAUAAAUGUUUUUUUUAUGACUGAAAUUUCACGUAAUACAGAAAAUACUUUCUAUGCAAUUGAUUUUAUAACAGUUACUAGAAUAAGCCCCCAAAAAACAGACUGUUAGACUGAAUCACUUCCUGUUUAUUUAAGAUGAAUAUCGAAGAAACCUUUAUUCGUCACAUGCACACUUCAAGCACAGUGAAAUUCAUCCUCUGCAUUUAGCCCAUCUGAAGCAGUGAACACACGCACACACUCAGAGCAGUGGGCAGCCACACCAGAGCGCCCGGGGAGCAGUCAGGGGUCAGGUACCUUGCUCAAGGGCACCUCAGCCCAAGGCCGCCCCACGUCAACCUAACUGCAUGUCUUUGGAUUGUGGGAGAAACCGGAGCACCUGGAGGAAACCCACACGGACACGGGGAGAACGUGCAAACUCCACACAGAAAGGCCCUCGCCGGCCACUGGGUUCGAACCCGGAACCUUCUUGCUGUGAGGCGACCGUGCUAACCACUACACCAUUGUGCCGCCCCGUGGGGGAGGGGUGGGAGUCAUUUAGUUAAUGUUUUAUGGAUGAAUUGGGUCUAAAAUGGACACCAAGCAUCACUGUUGGGGAAAGUUUGUCGUAAUUUGCGUUAUUGUUAUUCGACAAGGAUUUAUUUUGCGGAAAAUAACAAAAGGUUUAUCUCGGAGAUGCGAAAUGUACCGCGAAUUCUAGAAUGACCCGUGGUGUGUACGUAUAAAUUUACGUAGGUUUUUGAGAAGAACGAACCAAGGGUUCACUUCACAAACUUUAAAACCAUCUCAGGGAAUAAUAUAAAAUAAUCAAAAAGUAUAUGGCAUGUCCCCUUUAACAGUGUCAACCAUUUUUAUAUUUGGCAAUAAUCACCACGGUCUCGGAACAUAUGAGACCUACUGGUUUUGAACUAAGAGUCUUGAUUUAAAAGCCCUGUUUUUGGAGCACACUAUGUGAAAUUGCCUUUCGUUGAAUAUUUCUCCCAUCCGUUGUCCCUCGUCUCUCCUGUGUAUGUAGGGAUCUUUCGUUGGCCAAGUUCCAAAUUGCACCGUGCUCCCUAGACAAGUGCAUUACAAAGGGUGAGAGAAUGGUUUCGACGCCCUAUGUGGUGUACUCUGUGCUCAGCAUGUAGUAGUUUGGGAUUCAGCCACUGACUCGAGUCCUCAACAAUUGGUCUGUGAGUUUCUUCAGCCAUGAAACCAGUGUUGUAAAGGCUAGAAAAACUGACGUUCAAAAUAGGACGCUGUUUAAAAUCUAAUAACUCAGAAUUAUUUAUCAGUUAUAGGUCCAGGUUUGGAUAGGACGGUGUCUGGAUCUGGGCUGUGGUCCGUCCUUCAGUGACCUCAGCUCUACACCCGUUCUGUUUACUCUCACAUUAUUUAGGGUCAAGUCAGUGUAUUUGUUUCGCACUUUUAACAAUAGACAUUGUCGCGAAGCAGCUUUAUAGAAAAAUAAAGACUUUAAACAUCUCAUCUCAUUACCUCUAGCCGCUUUAUCCUGUCCUACAGGGUCGCAGGCAAGCUGGAGCCUAUCCCAGCUGACUACGGGCGAAAGGCGGGGUACACCCUGGACAAGUCGCCAGGUCAUCACAGGGCUGGACUUUAAACAUAUGAAAUAAUAAUAAUUUUAUCCCUGAUGAUCAAGCCUGUGGUGACAGUAGUGAGGAAAAAUGCUCUCAGAUGACACAAGGAAGUAACCUCAAAUGGAACCAGACUAAAAAAGGAACACUUCCUGAUCUGUGUGAGAACAGAUAAUAUGAUAUAUAUAUAUGUAACUGUGUCCUGUAUAGUCACUGUGUAAUAACCAGGAAAUUCAUUAUAGUUCUAAUGUGAAGUCCGUUUUGUUGAACUGUCCACUGAUAGAGACUUGAGUGCGAAACGGUUCAUGUCAAUCGAAGUCCGAAACCGUCAUAGCAAACCUGUAAGUAUCCAGAACCAUCUUCUAAGCGUGUCUUUCCACUGUCCAUAUGGGGUCGUCCUCUGCAGGAGCGAUAUGAUGAGAACUCGCUUCCGCCAGAAGUAGGGCAUCAGGGUGGAUCAGGCAGAUCCGAAGAUGAAUCAAGUUCAUCUUGCAGAUAUUCAACUAACAAACUAAUAAUGGUGUUCAUGUUAUUGUGGAUCCUGUGGCAAUUAACACCAAUAACUUGCUAGAAAUUUAGCAUGCAUCCAUUACCUCAGCAGUUAGCGUUAGCAAGUGAUAAACAGUCCAAAAAAACUCCUCACACACAGCAUAAUUUUUUUUUAAUAAUAAAUGCUACAUUUCCAUUGUCUGCAGUUUUGCCAAUGGACAGUUGGUAUUGAUCCGUCUUUUUAGUAGCAAUUUCAAUAUCAGUCCUGUGUUGUGAUGGCAAAACAAAACUAUCCGCUUACAAUGUUCAAACCAAAGAUUAAGUUGAGUACCUUAAUUUAAACACAACUAACUAGCUCACAAAGACCAAAAGUUAUCACUGCAGUAGCUGAUAGAUAAACUAUACAUUAACUGUAUCUGUUAAUUCGCUAAUAUCUUUAAGGAAGUAAAAUAUUAAAUCAAGUUUCGUUACAGGCAUUCCUACAGUAGCUAAACUAGUUCAAAACUUGAUCUUAAUCAUUACAGUGCUGUAAAUCUGUUGUUCGGUCGAGUAGGCAAACUGUGUGAAGGAAAGAAACGGAUUGUUUGUCCAAGAUGGCCGCCUUCAUAACAUUCCAGUGCUCAGCUACACUGAAGUUUUAUUCAUGUUUAGAGAUGACAGGAAGUCACACUGUGAUCUGAAUCACAUCAGGAGGUCUGUAUGAUAUCGCCAAACUACUCAAUGUGGUUUGAUAAAGCGAUUGACGGACAGAUUUUUUUCAGAUUUUUGGGUUGGUAGGUGCAUUUAUGUCAAUAGUUCCAGGGCAAAACAUUACCUGAUUUGGUUUAAAGCUAGACUGCCUUUCAGAGUUUUCAAGUUUAGGUCAUAAAAAGAAUUUUCCCCGACGCCCAAUUAUUUUGUUUAGUGGACCGAAAGCUAUGAAUCCGAAUCAUGGACUUCCAAUUUUAUUACUUUUUUUUUUAAAUAGAACAAUUAAUGAAUUUAGAGUCAUGUGGCCCUAAAUUCUCUAUUUUUUCCAGCUUCACCAUGACCCGAUACAAGAUACUACGUCAUGCAUCGCAUCCCGUGGUGGGCUUUCCUUGUUCGCGCAAGGCAUUGUGGGAUACAAAUUUGAAACCGGAGAGAAAAAUAGAGGAUGUGAGUGUGCGAAUGAAACGUGAAAGACCGACUACAGUAACGGAAAGCGAGACGUGAGAAGAAAAGACGUUAUGUUAUAUACAAAGGAAAGGAAUCGCAGGAAAUAUCAACCUAAUAAAUAUCGGCGCUCAGCGAGCACCUCGGUGUGAUCAGCUGUUCAUUUAGCGACAGAAUGAUGGAACUGUCAGUGCACGCUCAAAGAUAAACCUGCGCAUGCGCGCACACACACACAGACUUCCUGUCUGCUUGACUGCACAAAGCGAGCGAUUUCAUGUACAUUAUUUGCUUUAAUCCCCUCAAAUUAAAUAACUUCCCAGCCACAGAAUGGCCUGAUAUUUUGUGAGAUAUUAUAGAAAUAAACAUCUAUCACAAUGACCACAUUUCAGACGGAACUAAAUUUCACCGAUUUUAUGAAAUGGAAAGGCCGUCUAGCUUUAACAGAGCGGGUAAUGUUUAAACUUUUAUUCUUAUGCAAACUACAGUAUUUUUUUUCCUAUAAUGAAGAAUGAUCAGUUCAUAUAAUGGAUUAUUUCAUUUGUAAGUCAUUGUAAUAAGCAUAAGAAAACUUUUUUUUGUUGUUAAUGAUCAUCAAACAGUAAAUUAUAACCCGUUGUUGUUUUUGACUUGAAUGGGACCAGAGAUUACCUCAUUAACCUGUAGAAGCACUUGUGAUACUUUUGCAUCUUUGACGUUUACAAGUAUGUGAUUAAUAAUGUGCAGGAAUUUUAUUGUAAAUAACUCGGAUUGGCCUCAAACUAGACCUGGAUUUAAGUGAAUCUGCACUCAAGUGCACGCCGUAGGGACCAAAAGCCAUAAUCUUAUCCUAAAUCGUGUAUUAAAUAUAAUAUGUAUAAAAUAUGGAACAAACUAUAGAUUAUGUUUAAAAAAUAAUGUACAUGUUAAUGCUAACUGUUCGGAUGAAGGGGAUCAAGAAAUAGUUUUAGACUUUAAAAACAAAGUUAUUUUCCAUGUUGGGCAUUCUGAAUAUUAUUGUAUUUAUGUAUUUUUAUGAAUUGUGUUUAUGUAUGUAUGUAUGUGUGUGAGAGAGAGAGAUUGUCAAUCUUUCCAAGUUUUAAACAAACUAGAUUUCAGCAUUUCAGGAUUACAUUCUAUCAACCUUUUUUAAUUAAUAGGAAAAAAAUAACUUUGUUCUAUCUGAACUGCUAUAGUAAGUUAGUUUUUUUUUCUUGUUUGUUUUUUUAAUUUAUUAAACACUUUUUCCCCCAGUAAACCUACACAGCAUAAUAUCUUAGUAAGCAAAAAUAUCUUGACUACGUGAAAAUUCAACAACUAUUUCUUAUUAUAAAAUGAUUUACAGAUUAUUAAUCCUGCUUUUAAUUUGCUUUAAAUUGUCUUUUUCUACUGGCAAGUCAUUUUGCUUUUUUCCCAAGAAAUGAGUGCUUUAAAUUAUAACAAAUGUCAAUAAAACAAGAUUAUUUCAAGCUGGAAAUUAUUAAAAUAAAAAUCUAGAAUUUGGUUUAAUAAGUGUAUUUACAUUUAUUGCCAUUUUAUUACAUUCAUAAUAGGACGUGAUGAAUCUUGUCGUUCUCAAGAUAUUUUCUGUUGUAAAAGGGGUCUCUUUUUUUUUUUCUUUCUCUCUCGUUCCCCACUGUGUUACAUGAAAUGUUGUAGUGUUGUUUUUGUGGUUGUGUUAUCUUCAUAUGUCUUUUAAACCAUGCAAAACAGUCACCGGUUUUAGCAGUAAAUUGCACAUUACUGGAAAACAAGUGUCAUUUUGUCACUGAACGUGCUUACCUGACUGUUGCUUUGGUGCCUUGUGUCAUUUGUAAUAUCGUCUCGUCUUCUGCUUAUCCGGGGCCGGGUCACGGAGGCAGCAGUCUGAGCAUGGAAGCCCAAACUUCCCUUUCCCCAGACACCUCGGCCAGCUCCUCGGGAAGAACCCCGAGGCGUUCCCAGGCCAGCCGAGAGACAUAGUCCCUCCAGCGUGUCCUGGGUCUUCCCCGGGGCCUCCUCCCGGGGGACAUGCCUGGAACACCUCCCCAGGGAGGCGUCCAGGAGGCAUCCGAAAGAGAUGCCCAAGCCACCUUUGUAAUAUUAUUAUUAUUAUUAUUAUUAUUAUUAUUUUAUUAUUAUUUAUUAUUUUAUUAUUUUUUUUUUUUACACUCAAAGAUUAAAAUUGCACUGUGUACAUGUAUUUGUCAUUCUGUUAAUAUAACUUAAAAUUAAAUGAUAAUUUAAGGAACAA
Molecule: messenger RNA, 7993 nt
Organism: Neoarius graeffei (lesser salmon catfish)
Lineage: Eukaryota; Metazoa; Chordata; Actinopteri; Siluriformes; Ariidae
Gene: b3gnt2a
Product: UDP-GlcNAc:betaGal beta-1,3-N-acetylglucosaminyltransferase 2a
Exons: 2
Coding region: 291-1508 (405 amino acids)
Cellular component (GO): membrane
Molecular function (GO): hexosyltransferase activity
Source: RefSeq, a predicted model, not a curated record